Molecule: messenger RNA, 1734 nt
Organism: Thlaspi arvense
Lineage: Eukaryota; Viridiplantae; Streptophyta; Magnoliopsida; Brassicales; Brassicaceae
Source: the annotation of a GenBank genome assembly
AUGGGAGAUGCCUGGCUGAGUCCUGUCUCCGUCACUGCUACAUCGAAUCAAUUGGGUUGUGGAUGUUAUUCCGUGAAGAAGAACAGUUAUGUCUGGUCUUUGAGUCACUCGUUGGACUUUGCAUUGACCAUGAAGCCGAAACGAAGGCGUCUACUCUAUGCUAGUCUAAAAAUGGAGUCUUUUUCAUUAGGAGCAACAAGACUCUGUUUCGGGAAGGUGAGUAGUGCAUCAGACAGAUCUUUCAACGGCGAAACUACGGGUUUGGUUUCGGAUUUUGGAUUGAAAAAAAGAGGGAAACAUCUUUGCGAUUUAGUGGUUGAGAAUAGAUUAGAAGAGAAGCCAGAAGCGGAUAGGAAUAGGAAUAGGAUUCAUUUUCUAGAGGAGAGGAACGAAGAGAUGCUAUCGAGGAGACUUCUGAAACUUAGCAGGUUGAAUAAAGCCAGAAGCGCUUUGGAGCUGUUUGAAUCUAUGAGAAUUUCGGGUUUACAACCAAACGCUCAUGCCUGCAACUCUUUUCUUUCGUGCCUUUUGAGGAAUGGAAACCUUCAGAAAGUCUUUAUCGUCUUUGAGUUCAUGAGGUCAAAGGAGAACGUCACAGGGCACACUUAUAGCUUGUUGUUGAAAGCUGUUGCAGAGGUCAAGGGUUGUGAUUCUGCGCUGAGAAUGUUUAGAGAACUAGAGAAGGAUCCAAAGCACAAGAGUAACUUCGAUGUGAUUCUAUACAACACCGUGAUCUCUCUAUGUGGACGGAUAAAUAACUUCGGUGAGGCAGAGAGAAUCUGGAGAGUUAUGAAAGGUGAUGGUCAGAUUGGAACAGAGGUUACGUAUUCUCUGCUUGUUAGCAUAUUUGUUCGGUGCGGGAGAAGCGAAUUGGCGCUAGAUGCAUACGAUGAGAUGAUUAACAACAGAGUAUCUCCGAGAGAGGAUGCAAUGUACGCUAUGAUGAACGCAUGUACGAAGGAAGAAAAAUGGGCUCUGGCCUUAAAGAUAUUUCAGAGUAUGUUGAAGAAAGGGAUGAAGCCUAACCUUGUAGCGUGCAAUACUUUGAUAAAUUCGUUAGGGAAAGCUGGGAAAGUUGGAUUGGUGUUAAAGGUUUACAGUGUUGCAAAAUCUCUGGGGCAUAAACCAGACGAGUACACGUGGAAUGCGCUGCUCACGGCUUUAUACAAGGCAGAGAGACAUGAAGAUGUUCUUCAGCUAUUUGAUAUGGUGAGAAGUGAAAAGCUUUGUAGUCUGAAUGAAUAUUUGUACAACACAGCUAUGAUGUCAUGCCAAAAGCUUGGUUCAUGGGAGAAAGCUGUGAAGCUUUUGUAUGAGAUGGAAGUUUCUGGAUUAACAGCUUCAACUUCAUCGUAUAACCUGGUGAUAAGCUCUUGCGAGAAAUCAAGGAACUCGAAAGUUGCAUUGCAAGUGUAUGAGCACAUGGCUCAAAGGGGUUGUAAACCAGACACGUUUACGUAUCUGUCGCUUGUAAGGAGCUGCAUUUGGGGUUCACUUUGGGACGAGGUUAAAGAUAUCCUAAAGAAAGUGGAACCUGAUGUGUCGCUUUACAACGCAGCUAUACAUGGGAUGUGUUUAAGACGGGAGUUUAAGUUUGCAAAGGAGCUGUAUGUCGAAAUGAGAGAGAUGGGUCUAGAGCCAGAUGUGUUCAUUGUCCUCGGAAGCUAUUUGAAGCACAAGCUGGUAUCGGACAUUGUUGUUUGUGGCGGCGUUACGACAGAGACCAAAGGUUGA